Molecule: messenger RNA, 1316 nt
Organism: Actinia tenebrosa (Australian red waratah sea anemone)
Lineage: Eukaryota; Metazoa; Cnidaria; Anthozoa; Actiniaria; Actiniidae
Product: endonuclease domain-containing 1 protein
Molecular function (GO): nucleic acid binding; metal ion binding; hydrolase activity
Source: RefSeq, a predicted model, not a curated record
UGACCAAAAACAAAAAACCGUCAAGUAAAAAAGCAAACAGUGAUAGAAAAGCAAGUCAUAUUCCGAUUAUUAAUUCUUGGAAGAGGCAUAUUUUCUGACUAUCGCACAAAUAGUUUUAUUUUCCGAACCAACCUGCUGCGACUGAGAUGAAAUAUUUUUUUGUUUCUUUGAUUUUGUGUCUUUUUCUGGUGGUUUCAAAUGGCUCUAGAUGGUUGAAGAAUAACGGGGAUGAUACUUCAGCUGGAUUAGGCGCCAACACCACUGGACUGAACCAUCAGUACUCCUUGAUUAGAAGUCGUAGGACUAUAGUACAGCCAACACAUCAUUGCUACAGACAAUUCUUCUUACAAGGGGAACUACCAACUGGCUUGAGACCGAAUGGUAAUCCAAACAUAAAAUACAUAUGUCAACAAUUUGAAGCGUUUAACGAUGAAACCUACUAUGCGACGAUGUUUGAUCAACAUACUGGAAUCGCUGUCUACGCUGCAUACGUUGUACCACAUGACCAGGCGCCAUUAAUCGGGACUUUCCCCAGGAUAUCGAAAUGGCUUCAGGAUCCAGACAUCAGCCACUUACGGCAGGGGAGUGACCAAAUGUAUAGUCACAACAAUCAACACAUUCAUAAAGGCCACUUGGUACCAGCACAGACCUACUCCUACGACUGUAUUGCAAUGGUGUCUACGUUCAGGUAUACCAACGCUGUGCCACAAUAUGCCGCAUUCAACAGUGGCCCGUGGAGUAGAUAUGAAGACAAAGUGAGGAAAUUUGGGGGCGUGUGCCGCCAGUACGGUGGUGACCUUUAUCUGUUGACAGGAACCUCGGAAGCUGUAUACACACCAGGGCAACCGGCGCUACAGCAACCGCUAAAAUAUUUCCCUAACAAUAACCCAAACAAUGGGCGAAACAUAGCCAUCCCUAAUUCCAUGUGGACGGCUGGCUGCUGUAUUCAACAAAAUGGCGGCAUCGCUGGGGGAUUUGCAGCGAUUGGAAACAACGUUCAACUUAAUCCUACCUUGAACCAAGUAACUGUGGAAACGCUGCAAAACAUUCUGGCCGUAGGUACUGGCAGAGGAGCGAUCGAAUUGUUUCCAGGCAGUGACAGGUGUUCAGCGGAUUCCAACCAGUAUCGGUAUAAUGACUUAGCAAUGCACGGCGGUCAGUGGACAAAGUCCAAACAAUUGCCAUAAUCAACUGUUCUACCCAGCGAACUGUUCCUGAAUCAGAUAUAAUCUUACGACAACCCAAUUAAUUAUUUUUACAUCUUGUUGAAAUAUAAAAUAAGCUAGUAAGCAAAUGAAUAAACACUAUUAAAUCAC